ACCGCGGGCACACCUGGUCGGACCGAGGAGAGCAGUUCAGUGCCUGAAACGGCUCCACGCAGCAGCACUCGGUGUAAUCACGUGAGGAAUGCGGGGCCAUUAAUUAAGGACGAAACUUCACAUCAACUUCAACUUUUACUUUCACCCAACUUAUAAAACGAAAAAAAGGUGGGGGGUGGAUAAUGGCAACGGGCGGAUUUAAGCCAAACGCCACGACGGACUUCUUGGAGGAGUGGAAGGCGAAACGGGAGAAAAUGCGUAUCAAAAUGUUGGGGGACAUAGCCGCGGCGACCGGCGCGCCUAUGGGUGCCAGCAACCCAAACAACCACAACAGUAACCGCCACGCCGAGCUCACCAAUAACGGCAGCCCGGACCGGAGCGCCUCCGCUGGGAACUGCCUCCCUCCCUCCUACUUGGUGGCUCGGUCCCCUCCGGGCACGGCUUUAAAGAGACCCGAGGAGGAGACGCACCACCCUGCCCGCCCUGCUUCCCCCACAGCCGUCACACCGCCGGGGAGCAACCCGAAGAAGGCCACGCCUCAGACGGAGCCGGCUCAGUGUGACUCCCCGGACUCCGGCCCCAUGGCUUGCAACGACAGCGACAAGGGGAGCCCGUCGCCCAGUAAGGUCAAGGAGAAGAACAGCACUGGUCCCAGCGCGAAGAAGGGGAAAGGGCAGAUCGAGAAGAGGAAGCUGAGAGAAAAGAGGAGAUCAACAGGUGUUGUCAGCAUACCAUCCAAUGAGAGCCUGGAUGAGCUGGACGACGACGACGCGGUGGAGAAGGACCGGAAGGAGGAGGAGGAGCUGGUGCAGGCCAACACUUUCCAGAACGAGGCCAUGACAGCUGACCCCGCCAUCGGCCACUUCGUGGAAACCCCCAGAUCUGGGAGCGGCCGCCACAAGAGCUCCGCAGGAUCUGAGGAAGAGGUGGGUGGCAACAGCAGACAGCGACACAACCGUCACGGCAGAGAUGAAGGGAGUUUGGAGAAAAGGAUGGAGGAGCUGGAGAGGGAGCUGGCCAGAGAGCGUCAAGAGAACGACCGGUUGCUGAAAUCCAACGAGGACAAAGACGACCUCAUCGGGAAGCUGAGGGAGGAAAUUGACUUGCUGAACAGAGACCUGGACGACAUCGAAGAUGAGAACGAGCAACUCAAACAGGAGAACAAGACCCUGCUGAAGGUGGUGGGUCAGCUGACGAGGUAGAACAACGUGACGCUUCUGCCGACAUCCUGCCCCGGGUCACGUCCAGCAUCUCGGCCUUUAAUCUGUUUGAUCGUGUCUCUUUCCGUGUUAGAGGUAAAAACCGUAAACUAGUCGUUCAGAGCCUCUCUGCCUUUAAUACAUUCCACCGAGGAGGAUUUAUUCCAUUUGUUGGGGAAAGCUGAGCGAACUAGGCACCCGACAGUCUCUCGGGGGACUGUCCGUCGUCGUACAUAUUUAAUGUAAAUUUAUUGUAUAUAGGCCAUUUAGAUUUUUGGGUGGGAUUUUUGAUAAGGUUUUAAAAAGCAAAAAAAAGUGAAAUGAAUGUAUGUGCUGCACAAAAUGAAUUUAAAAAAACUUGUUUAGAGGUUUAAAAAAACACCCAGGUAAAAUCUAUAAAGCGAUCUCCAGUGUUUGAAGUGUGUCCGAGUGCAGUUUCAUCGGAGAACUUGAAGCUUCUGUCGACAAACUCUUGGACCAGAUCCAACGUGAACAUGCAACAGCACCAUCAGCCAAAGUGGGCCGAAGUGCCUUGCAAAACAUGCAAGGCACUCUUCUUGAUAAGAAGUAGUGAGAGCCUGGUGCUUUGUUGAUGAUUAUUAGUGCCAGAUUUACUUCCCUCAAAUUUAAAAGAGACUUUAUAUGAAUUAUAUGCUUUGUGCAUUUCAAUGUUAACAUCUGAGUAUUAUACUUGUCUU
Cyclopterus lumpus (lumpfish) is the source of this 1897-nucleotide messenger RNA. RefSeq names its product PRKC, apoptosis, WT1, regulator (gene pawr). Gene Ontology annotation, cellular component: cytoplasm. NCBI's taxonomy places the organism in Eukaryota, Metazoa, Chordata, Actinopteri, Perciformes, Cyclopteridae. The record is from RefSeq and is a predicted model, not a curated record. Gene Ontology annotation, biological process: positive regulation of apoptotic process; apoptotic process.